UCUCCUCCUGCAGGAGUCGGCGUUGAUGACAUGUUCAUCAUGAUUGCUUCCUGGGAACAAAGUUUAAGAAGAAAAGCAAAAUCUGAUGUUAAACUUCUGCUGUCUGAAACUUACACAGAAGCAGCCCUGUCUGUGACCAUCACCACUCUCACGGAUGUUUUGGCCUUCUUCAUCGGCACCUGGACUGUUUUUCCCUCCGUGAGAUCAUUUUGCCUCUAUACAGGCACUGCUUUUGUCUUCUGCUAUAUAUAUACCAUGACCUUCUUUGGGGCAAUUAUUGUAUUAAAUCAUAAAAGGGAGCAGGCAAACCGACACUGGCUAACUUGUAGGAAGUCAUCUCAGCCAGAAACCAAAGAGCCAGAAAGUGAGCAUCCAACGAGCGUGUUCUUUAAGAAGUACUAUGGUCCUUUUUUGACAAAUACAUGGACCAAGCUACUUGUGGUGUUGCUGUACGGAGCAUAUUUGGGUGUUAGUAUUUAUGGAUGUACCCAGAUCAGGGAAGGCAUCGAUCUUCGAAAUCUGGCAAGCGAUGACUCUUACAUUAUUCUGUACUAUGAUGACAACGACAAAUACUUCUCAGCAUAUGGACCCAGGGUUAUGGUUGUCAUUACUGAAAGUGUGGACUACUGGAAUGCGACUGUUCGUCUUGGCAUUGAGAACUGCACACUGAAUUUAGAGGACAAUUCCUAUGUAGAUAAGAACUUCUCGGAGUCAUGGCUGAGAGUAUACACAGAACUUGCCAGAAAUGGUUUGAUAAAUAUAAGCAAUAAGACUCUUUUCAUGAAUAACUUAGCUACACUGUUCCAGUAUGUUCCCAGUUUUGAGUGGGACAUUAACAAGACUCAGGAUGAAAUACAAGCUUCACGUUUCUUCAUCCAGACGGUCAAUGUGACCUCAGCUGUUGAUGAGAAGAAUCUUCUUAAUCAGUUAAGAGAGACAGCCAAGCAGUGCAGCGUUCCAUUAAUGGUGUACCAUCCAGCGUUCAUCUACUACGACCAGUACCUGGUCAUAGUGCAGAACACCCUUCAGAACGUUCUCGUUGCUGCCGGGGCGAUGCUCCUUGUCUCCCUUUUGCUUAUUCCCAACCCGUUGUGUUGCUUGUGGGUGACUUUUGCAAUAGCUUCUGUGAUAGCAGGUGUUGCUGCUUUCAUGACAUUUUGGAACGUCAAUCUAGAUUCCAUAUCCAUGAUCAACCUGGUCAUUUGUAUAGGGUUUUCAGUAGAUUUUUCUGCUCAUAUUUCCUAUGCCUUUGUUGCGAGUGGAAAGGCAUCAGCCAACGAAAGGGCAAUCGACGCCCUGUCCCUUCUCGGUUACCCAGUACUACAAGGUGCAGUUUCUACUAUAUUAGGAGUUGUCAUCCUGGCUGCAGCAAAAGCCUACAUCUAUAGGACAUUUUUCAAGAUCAUGUUCCUUGUUAUUUUGUUUGGGGCUCUUCACGGGCUUGUUUUUAUUCCGGUGUUUUUAACCUUUUUUGGAAACUUUGGCAGAUCACCCCACAAUAACAAAUCUAAAGAUACAGAGCAUAGGUUUAGAAACUACAAAGACUGUCCGUGA
Molecule: messenger RNA, 1554 nt
Organism: Pterocles gutturalis (yellow-throated sandgrouse)
Lineage: Eukaryota; Metazoa; Chordata; Aves; Pterocliformes; Pteroclidae
Gene: PTCHD3
Product: patched domain containing 3
Exons: 1
Cellular component (GO): membrane
Source: RefSeq, a predicted model, not a curated record